UUGUGAAAAACGUUUUAAAUUAGCGAAAGCAAUAGCUACAAGACUUUAACCUAGACCAGCCUAUAAAUUGGAACCUGCCAUUGAUGCAACUGAUCAUCAUUCAGUUCUAGUAGUUUUUUGCAUAUUUCUCGUUAAACUUCAAAAAUAUUAUAAACGAACCGAGGCAUUUAUUUAUAUUCAUAAUUUCGUAUGGCUAAGCAGUAUACCGAGGAGCUCAUUUCAGGGCUGAAGAAGCAUCUCAGUGACAAAGAGGAGCAAGACGAUAGCUGCCAGAAGCUACCACUUGAAUUGCUAGGGGGAGAACCCAACGCUUGCUAUGACCCAGUUGAAAGUAUUAAAAAUGGGUUCAUUCGCUUCAAAACCUGCAAAUUUGACAAAUACCCGGAAUAUUUUCAAGAACUUGCUAAAGACCAGCAUCCUAAGUUUCUAGUAUUUGCGUGCUCAGACUCCCGAGUCAGCCCCUCUCAUGUCUUGGAUUUUCAACCAGGCGAAGCCUUCAUGGUCCGCAACAUCGCUAACCUGGUUCCUCAUUUUGAUCAGUUAAGAUACUCAGGGGUCGGUGCAACCAUUGAAUAUGCUGUUUCAAAUCUUAAGGUUGAAAAUAUCUUGGUGAUUGGGCACAGUCGCUGUGGUGGGAUCGAGAGGCUUAUGUCCUUUCCAGAGAAUGGUUCUGCUCCUUAUGAUUUCAUUGAUGAAUGGAUGAAAAUUGCAUUACCUGCAAAGCUCAAAGUCAAAGCAGAGCAUAACUGCCUAUCACUUGAAGAACAAAUUCCACUUUGUGAAAGGGAAGCUGUGAAUUUGUCAUUGGUGAACCUGCUUACUUAUCCGUACGUUCAAAAGGCUGUGGCGAACAAAACUUUAGCGUUGAGGGGUGGAUAUUAUGAUUUUGUUAAGGGAAAGUUUGAGCUUUGGCAAUUGAGCCCAGAAGUCACUCCUGUUAUCAUCAUAUGAUUAUCAAGUCUCUCUCUGUCUUUGUCAUAUAUUACUGGGUUUCCGGGGUCAUGAAUCAUGAUGAUUUAAAUGGUCCCUUAAGUCGUUUUAGUUCAAAGUUUGUGUUGCUUUUGGCUUUUAUAUGUUAAUAAUCAUUUGCUAAUGAAUGAAAUGGAGCAACUUCACGUCGGCUCGUUCUUCAUAUUUCUACCUGUAAUAAUAGAAGAUACUUGUUUCUUAUCUGUCA
Molecule: messenger RNA, 1177 nt
Organism: Pistacia vera
Lineage: Eukaryota; Viridiplantae; Streptophyta; Magnoliopsida; Sapindales; Anacardiaceae
Product: carbonic anhydrase 2-like
Exons: 9
Coding region: 190-951 (253 amino acids)
Biological process (GO): carbon utilization
Molecular function (GO): zinc ion binding; carbonate dehydratase activity
Source: RefSeq, a predicted model, not a curated record